GGCGCUAAAUUCGUUCAUCCGUUUUAGCUUAUCAGCUGUUCACGGUGAAUUGUACUGAUUCCAUAUUCAUAUAUUCAUUCAAAGAAAGUACCUAGUCAUAUUUUUCAACAAUGCAGACCGAAAAAAAGGCCGAGAUACCUGCUACUAUGAAGUUUGUAUUGGGUGGGACUUCUGGAAUGUGUGCCUCUGUUUGCGUUCAACCUUUGGACCUCGUGAAAAACAGGAUGCAAAUGAGCGGUAUCGGAAGUGCUACUUCUGGUCAACGUAACAGUCUUCAAGUACUUCUGUCAGUCAUUAAAAAUGAGGGAUUUUUUGCGAUAUACUCAGGUUUAUCAGCUGGAUUACUUCGCCAAGCCACCUACUCAACUGCUCGUUUAGGCAUUUACACAAAUUUAUUUGAACAAUAUACAAAGCGUAAAAAAGAAUCUCCCAAUUUCUUCACUAAAAUAAGUAUAGCCGUUACUGCUGGGAUAUGCGGUGCAUUCAUUGGUACACCAGCCGAAAUUUGUCUUAUCCGUAUGACAUCUGAUGGCAGAUUACCACCAGCAGAACGUCUAAAUUAUUCCAAUGUGUUCAAUGCUCUAAUAAGAAUCGCUCGCGAAGAAGGAGUGUUGACAUUGUGGCGGGGUGCAGUCCCAACUAUGGGUCGAGCAGCUGUAGUUAAUGGUGCACAAUUAGCUACUUAUUCUCAAGCCAAACAAAAACUUCUUGAAGUCGGUCAUUUCACUGAUGGAUUGAAUGUACACAUAAUGGCUAGCUUAUUAAGUGGUUUUACUACAUCUGUUUUCUCUUUACCGAUUGAUAUUGCUAAGACUAGAAUUCAAAAUAUGAAAACUAUUGAUGGAAAACCAGAGUAUAAAAAUAUGGGGGUAAGAAUCUUUUAUUUUUCGCAUACCUAUUAAAGAAUAACUUCUUGAUUGUGUUUCAACAAAUAUUUUUACCAUUCCUCUAGUGAUCGAAUAGUGUUAUUUUAGCUGAAAGUUAUGUUCACUAAAGAUUAGUUGAUUAACUAUAAGUAAAUAAUUAUAAUAGACAGUAUCAGUUUAAAUAUGAUUGAUAAUCUGUUAUAUAACUUCAUUAAAGUAUUGUUUGAAGUAAACGUUUACAGUUCAUUUUUAGAAUAGAUUCUUGUCGAUAGUUGUCAUACAAUGUACAGUGAAUGAGCUUUGUGAAUGUUUGUAACAUCUGGGAAGUGAUUAUAUGUUAUUUGUAGUUUCUGCUUAAAAAUUUAUGACAGUUGAAUUUCUGUUGAGUGAACGGUGAAUACUUUGGUUGGUUAUUAGACCUGUUCCAGAAUUAGGUUGAUGUAAUAAACCCGAGAUAAGUUCAGGAUAAAAACAGGGAAUGUAAGUAAAGUAGGUAAGUGCUUAUGCAGUCGAACUUUUAUUGUUAUCUCAAAAAGCUUACUUACUUACGCCCUGUUACCUCUAGUGGGGGAUAGGCCGACCAGGAUUCUCCAAUCAACUCUCUUGAUCUCUACUUUCAAGUUGUUUCCAAGUACUAUUCAUUCCUUUUGAUGUCUACCUCUAAUUCUCAGUUCCUGUAGGUCUUCUAAGGGUACUGCCGGUCCCAAGCUCGGAUAGAGGUAGAGCGUUGAGCAGGGAGGGAAACUUUGAUAAAAAACGUCAAUCAGAAAAAAAUUCAAUAAGCUAAUAACAGUGAUAAGCAUCUACAGUUAUUUUGCAACAAUCAUACAAGGUACUCUCCGAGUUUAUAACAAGCACUGAAAAUUAGUCAAUGGACAUGUCAUACAGAUGUUGUUGACCAUUGAUAAGUUUUGGAUUGGUGUUGUUUGUUCACCUUAAAUUGUUUGCUUCAAUUCGUAUUAUUCUUAACUUCAAGCUCAUCCCUUCAGAAAUAACUGGAAAUCCUCAUUGUAUUCAAAUAAAAUUAAUGUAAAGGAACCAAUCUACUCAAAGUUAUCCUAGUGCUGACCCAAACCUCACUUUGAAUUUGUAUGAAGAAGUAAAAAAACACACGAGGUAUCAAUAGUACGUCAUUAAUGAUAAACCACAGGAAGUUAAGUUUACCCAAGCUGAUGCACAACGACUCAUCCUGCUAACUACAAAGUCGAUAAUGAAUGUAAACAGUAUAUAUGAAUGACGAAGUCAAGAUGUUGGUUUAUGAUCAAUCACUAAGUAUUUAAUGUAAUUAAUAUCUGAUAAAGUAUAUGUUUUGUGAGAUAACGAUUAAAAAUUCGUUAUCAAGACAUUUGAAUCAAAUAAGUAAAAUGAUCGUUAAAUAACUAGUGAAAAUAUUCAGCUAGCAGCAUUUCGAUUUCCACUUGACCUGAAACAGAAAUAAUUUAUUGACGAUGAUUGUUAAUUACAUUUAAAUUGAUGAAUGUUAUUAGCUCCAUGAACUGCAACGAUGAUAAUAUAUGAUUACCCAGUUAGUUUCGCACAUUACACUUGGCCUAACGCUGUUGUGCAAUAGUGGGUUAACAAAAAUCAAAUACAAAAUGUGCUUGGAAAAUUUAUUUGAGACAUUCAUACACAAGUAGACAGAUGUGGUAAAAAUGAAUUUUGAGAUGAAAAAGAUUUGUUGCUCAGAUGGAUGAUUUUGGUAAAAAUAAGCAUAAAACUUAGGGGUUGGCUUUACACUAACUCCAUAACCAAGCUGAUGUACGAAAAUAUUAAUACAGACAAACGGCAAUUUUAAAAAAAAACAUGCAUACACAUGAACGUACGUAAAUGAAAGGUAUACUAUAUGACUAUGAAUGUUACAGUUAAAGAUAUAAAGGUCAGAUAAGGUCACAAAAUAGUUUUUUGUAUCAGCCUGUCAUAUUAAUUACAGUUUGUAUGAGUCAUUACAAUCUGAUGUAAAGAAUGUUGCAAGAAAUCUAAAAAAGACGAACACACUGUUUGGAAUUACUUUUGGUUCAAUAACAUCUAAAACUUCAUACACAUAGUUCCUUUUAUCUUUAAAACAGUUAGUCGCUUUGAUAGUUUUGAAUAAUCCAAUCGCAAGAUACAGAUUAUAAGAACUAUAUUAGCACUAUACACAAUCUGAUCAUACAAGUACUUGUUAAGAUAAAAUAAGAAUCCAACAAAUUUAGUAAACGCAUUUGAAUACCCAUACAACACUACAAGAGGUGAUUUAAUAUCAACCAGAUAAACCAUCUCAACUAAAUGUUUCUCAAUGAAGGAAAAUGUUCAUCUAUGCUGUGAUUUUAUUCGAUCAUUGGGAUUCAUUUGUUUUUGUAGCCAAUUAGGUUUGUGUCCAGCCACUUUCAGGUCCCAGUUGUCCCUCCCUAUAUUUGUAUGUCUGCACAAACAUAUAAAUUUAUAGACGCAAUAGAAUGUUGCACUCGUUUAUGUUCUUUUAGGGACGGGACUUGGUGAAAUAUAAACUUUUUUCCUUCGAAACGAUGAGUUGGGCCGCGUAAAGAGAAUUACUGAUCGCUAAUUUAAGUCUUCGUUUCAACGUGAGGAUAUUUUGGUAAUGAUAGGGUGAUAUAGACAAGUUUUUUAUGUAUUGAAAGCAUAGCGUUUCUCAUCAUAUUCUUUCCUUUCUAUGGGCUUAUGAGCUUUAGUGAAUACACAUUCUUUAAUAGUGUUGUUUGUACAAAUAUGAUUAGUCCUAAUAAAUAAACUCUUUAUUAGCUCAUGUUCGUACUGGACUAGACGAUGACUAUGUAAACUAAGAUAUUGCUCUGUCUAUAUAUACUUUCUAUAUAUGGAAUUUUUGAUGCAACCAUCCCUUUCCUACUAAUUAGUAUGUUUAAAAACGAAGGCUGGUUAUUCACAUCCUCUUCUCAUAGAGAAGUGUGUUAAAUUUCCUCAACAGGUGGUUUUCAUCUUCAUAUUCGUCUCCUAAGAUUAUAAUACUAUCCACGUACCACCUGUAAAGACAUAUUUUAGAUUGAGUUUUCAAGUAAAUUAUUGGAGAGUUCCAUAUACUAAGGUUUACUGAGGCCUUGGAGAUACGAAAGUUCAAACCCUCUUUUCAUGUUUAAUACCAAUUUUUAUCACCCUAAACGUUGUCAAAGUAGACCAUGGCAAUAUUGAUUUAUUGACCAGCUUCGUGUAUUUCACCGUGUUUUCUUUAUCAUCUUUCCUUUUCUCUUGCCUUCUAAUUUGUCUAGUUGAUCUUUGAUUUUCUAUAUAUUAAUAAUAUUAUUGAGUGAUUUAAGCAACAUCUAUGAAAUAUCGGUGUUUAUGCCCCGAUAAUUGGUUUUUGUCAUUCCUUUUGAUUUCCUAAAACCUACUUUUAUCAGUUGAUUUCAAACGAGGAUCUUGCAGAUACUCUCGAAGAAAUUACUCAUUAUCGGCUCGGUUGUGGUGUUCCUCCAGCCUUAUGUUAAGUAUUACUUUCUUAACCUCGCAAUGAAUGAGAAGAUGAAUGAUUAAGUAUAAUUCCCCUGAAUGUAUUCAGAUAAAGUAUCUCUUUACUAUUUCGUGAAUAGUUCAAACCGCACUUCACUUUCGAUUAAUAUAAGAAGCUAAAAUGACGUAUCAAUGUUUGAAAAGUUGAUUUAACCAAUGACUUAGUAUGCAAAACUGUAAACGUUUCCUGAUAUUUUAUGAAUGUGUAUUAUUCUUUACGAUUCAUUUUUGUGUUCUAUGUAUGUUAUACAAACAUCUUUAAGCAAAUGUCAUUAACAGAUAUUUAUUUCCUACUUAUCUUGAAAUUAAUCCACCAUAGUACACUACUUCCCAUUUCUACUGGGGGAUUGUUGAGUUAUUAACGGAAAGUAUGAAACAAACUAAGUUAUAGUGUUAGUCUAUGAAGUCAUUAACUAUUGAUACAAACUAUAUUGGUACCUGCAGACUACUAUCUAGUUAGAGUUCAUGCAAUUAUUGUAAUCAUAUUGUCUAUACCAUAUAUUUUCUACCACUACUACUGAUAAUGUUACUAAUUCUAUGCACAUAUUUAUCAGGUUCUACUUUGCUUAUGACUAACUGACAAUAUGACUUUUAUGAAAAAUGAUUAAAACAAGUUUUGUAUUUUUAACAUAGUUCUUCAUUUUUUUAUUUAUAUAACAUUAUUUUCUUCUAUUCUAGGAUGUUAUUUUACGAGUAGUACGAAAUGAAGGUAUUCUAUCACUAUGGAAAGGUUUUACACCAUAUUUUCUGCGUAUUGGACCUCACACAGUAUUGACAUUUAUCUUUUUAGAACAAUUAAAUCGUCUAUAUAUAAAACAUAUAUUAGGUGAUACAAGUGGUCAACGUUCCGGUGGACUUUAAAACUAGUCAGUUCUUCACUAUUCUUAUUAUAUUUUCUUUUUUGUUAUCAACAAGUCAAGUAAAUCUUUUAUUAUGUUCUCUAGUGUCAAUUGAAGCGAUAACAUUCCUUAUUUGUGUAUAAUUUAUAUGCGCCAAUGUUACUGUCUAUACAUAGGGAAGUAUAUAUAUAUGCGUGUGUGUAUUGCAUAGUUACUUUUAAGUUUUUGUUUUUAAAAAAAAUUUCUACUAGGCUCUUAUUGUUUUUCUAUUAUUUAUGUGUAACUAUACAAUUUCUUCAUUCGUUUUCACUUCAAAAUGUAGUUGCAAUAAUUAUCUUAGAUGAUAUUCACAUGUUAUAAUUGUUCAACUUAUCUGUCGAAAGUUUUUGUUUGGAAGUUUGUUUCGUUUUAAUUUCCACAUUCAAUAUUUAGUUCUUAUUCUAUGUCUGUAUAAGUGGAUAUAAUAAAAUUAACUGUGGAAUUGUAAAAAAAACAUUUUUUUUAACGAUUAUUUAUUAUAAUAGUUAAAUUCAUGAGUCGAUGUAAG
Messenger RNA from Schistosoma intercalatum, 5714 nucleotides. NCBI's taxonomy places the organism in Eukaryota, Metazoa, Platyhelminthes, Trematoda, Strigeidida, Schistosomatidae. The record is from the annotation of a GenBank genome assembly.